AAAAUGGCGUCUAAACGAGGAGACGUAUCGAACGAGCUCUACUUGCCGAACAAAAUCAUUCAAGAAAAUGCAUUUGUCAAAACUAUGGACGAGUACAGAAAAUUAUAUAAAAGAUCCGUUGAAAGUCCCGAAAUAUUUUGGAAAGAAAUUGCUGAUGAAUUCUACUGGAAAACAGAAAAGAAAGGGAAAUUCUUCAGCUACAAUUUUGAUAUAUCGAAAGGUCCGGUGUACGUAGAGUGGAUGAAAGGAUCUUCUACGAACACGUGCUAUAACUUACUGGAUCGUAACGUUAUAGAAAAAGGGUUUGGUGAUAGAAUAGCGUAUUACUGGGAAGGCAAUGACCCCGAUGAUCACGCUACUAUAACCUACAAGGAACUUCUCAGAAAUGUUUGCAAAUUUGCAAAUGUUUUAAAAGGCAAAGGUGUCAAGAAGGAAGACUGUGUCGCCAUCUAUUUGCCGAUGAUAAUGGAAGUAGUUGUGGCCAUGCUUGCUUGUUCUCGAAUUGGAGCCAUUCAUUCUGUUAUUUUUGGUGGUUUUUCAGCACAAUCCUUAGCUCAGCGGAUCCUAGAUGCAAAGUGUACUGUGCUUAUUACUGCAGAUGGAGUGUGGAGAGGAACAAAGUUACUGAACUUAAAGGAAACAGUGGAUGAAGCCUACAAGAUCUGCAAAGAAAAUGGACAUCACAUGAAAGCCAGUAUUGUUGUGAAACAUUUAGGGCCACCAGAAAGCAAGGAAGAUCACCUCAAAAAAAUUACACAGCAAGCUAAACGACCCGUGUAUGACCUAAAGACACCAUGGAACCCUGACAUUGACUGCUGGUGGCAUGAAGAGAUGAACAGAGCAAAUGAUAUCUGUGAACCUGAGUGGGUAGAUGCUGAAAAUCCACUGUUUAUUUUGUACACCAGUGGGUCAACUGGCAAGCCCAAAGGUGUGGUUCAUACUACUGGUGGGUAUCUUCUGUAUGCUGCUACCACUUUCAAGUAUGUUUUUGAUUAUCAUCCUGGAGAUAUUUAUUUUUGCACUGCUGAUGUUGGGUGGAUUACUGGUCACACUUAUGUGGUGUAUGGACCUCUUGCACAGGGAGCCACUAGCGUAAUGUUUGAGGGUUUACCAUUUCAUCCUCAUCCUGGCCGUUACUGGGAGAUCAUUGACAAAUACAGAGUCACGAAGUUUUACACUGCACCUACUGCAGUACGUGCCUUGAUGAAAUAUGGAGACAGCCAUGUAACAAAAUAUGACCGUUCAUCUUUGAAAAUUCUGGGAAGUGUUGGAGAACCUAUAAAUCCAGAAGCUUGGCUUUGGUACCACAAGAUUGUGGGAAACGAACAAUGCUCCAUUGUAGAUACUUUUUGGCAGACUGAGACUGGAGGACACGUACUUACUCCAUUGCCAGGUUGCACCCCAACAAAGCCAGGAUCUGCUACAUUCCCAUUUUUUGGUGUUGUUCCAGCACUUCUAAAUGAUGAAGGGAAGGAAAUUCAAGGACCAGGAGAGGGUUAUCUAGUUUUCAAGAAGCCCUGGCCAGGUAUGAUGAGAACAAUUUACAAAAGUCACGAACGUUUUGAAACAACAUACUUUGAAAAGUUUAUUGGUUACUAUUGCACUGGUGAUGGAGCAAGACGAGAUGAAGAUGGAUAUUACUGGGUGACAGGACGAGUGGAUGACAUGUUGAAUGUUUCUGGUCACCUUCUGUCUACAGCCCAAGUUGAAUCAGCUCUAAUUGAACAUAAAGCUGUGUCUGAAACUGCUGUUGUAUCUCAUCCCCACUCUGUUAAAGGAGAAUGUUUGUAUGCUUUCAUUGUGUUGAAGGAGGGUUAUCAGUUUAAUAGUGAUGUCGAAAAAGAACUGAGAGCUAAAGUCAGAAGCAAGAUUGGUCCAUUUGCCUCGCCUGAAUUUCUGCAUCACACAUCAGGGUUACCAAAGACAAGAUCUGGAAAAAUUAUGCGUAGAAUUCUUAGAAAGAUUGCAAGAAAUGAUCGUGACCUUGGUGAUCUCAGCACCCUCGCAGACCCUCAAGUUGUUGAUGAGCUUUACAAAACUCGACCUAAGAACAUCUAGUUUCUUAAUCAAGAUACCUAUUACCCAGAUAUAAUAAGGCAAUAAGGUCAUUUUCAAACUUACCAUAUGGUUGUGUUAAUGAGUAGCUUUAAUUGUUUGAAAGUGGUUCUAAAAAUUCCAUAAAGGUAGUAUGCUACUCAGUUGAUGUUGAAAUCUGUUAUAGUAAAUUAUUGUAUCCCGUGUUAUUUAUUAUAGAAUAAUGGAUGUAAUUUAAAGAAUAUGUAGUUACAGUAAAUGUGUUCAUUCAGUGAUACUGUGGUGCUCAUGUUGGUAGGUGUUCUGAUUGUUAAAGUUAUCAUAAUAAAAACUGUGUUGGGCUAAGUAUUUAAUUAUAAUAUAUAUAUAUAUAUAUCUGUGAAUGUAUUUACAUUUAUUGUUUUCUAUUAAGAAUAUUCUGAUAAUAUACUUUUUCUGUACUAAUGUUCAUUCAGAUAAUGCAGGUGGUUGCAUAAGCAAGGUUCAUAAAACUGCUCUUGGCACUGAUUAGGAACGUGUACAUAGCCACCACAUGCUCUAUUUCAAUUCCUCAGUAGCCUCUUUUUUUUGUAACAAAAUGCCUGAUAGUAAAGUUUGUUUACCCCUUUAGUCACAUUAAUCAAAAUAAAAUCACCAAGAAAAACCUUAAAUUUUGAAAGAUAAUUCAUUAAUAAUUCAG
Messenger RNA from Limulus polyphemus (Atlantic horseshoe crab), 2713 nucleotides. RefSeq names its product acetyl-coenzyme A synthetase, cytoplasmic-like (gene AcCoAS). Gene Ontology annotation, molecular function: AMP binding; acetyl-CoA synthetase activity. The transcript is spliced from 16 exons. The coding region runs from base 4 to 2058 and encodes 684 amino acids. NCBI's taxonomy places the organism in Eukaryota, Metazoa, Arthropoda, Merostomata, Xiphosura, Limulidae. The record is from RefSeq and is a predicted model, not a curated record.